AUGGUUUGAUCUAUUUAAUAAGGCCAACUUUGAGUUUGGUCAAAGGCCAUGAGAUGUAAACAGGGCAAGCGCUAAUCCCAACCCUAACCCUGGUUCAAGACCUAAUGCUUACUAUAACCAACAAACUCGCGAACAAUCACGAGCCCUAACCUUAUUUACAUCUCAACGACCUUGAUGAAAAUUGAGCUGACUUUAACAAAUCGAUUUAGCCAUUAUCAAGGUCAUGCUGGGGUCACUUCCGUUAAUGGCGGCCCCCUUACAAGCAUGGCGAACUCCAAACGAAGUAUAGGUGAUAUGGAUGUUGAUGAAUUUAUGAAAUCUGGUUUUGACUCCAGUGAUGAUUCUUCCUCAGAAGCUGAAAUGAAAAUGUCUGCCAAGAAGUCAAAUAUAAAGCCUGUGAAGAAGUUAACUAAGAUUAAGCUAAAACAAAAUAAAGUUGGAUCAACAGAAAAAAGUCCAAAAGAAAUGAGCAAUAAGAAAGCGAAAACAGCUGCCAAAUCAAGUGAUACAAAGAACUUGAAGCCUAAGAAGAAAACAUUAGAUAGAUUGAAAGAACAAGAUCCUGAAUUUUUUCAAUUUCUACAAAAUGAGGAUAAAGAAUUACUGGAAGAUUUUGAAUCUGGUGAUUCAGAUGAUGAAGAUGAGGAUGAUAAUGUUGAUGCUAAGGAUGCCGAAGAUUCUGAUGAAUCAGAAGAUGAAAGACUGAAAAAGUUUGAACAAGAUAUAUUGGCUCAAUCUGAUGAUGAUUCAAGAGAUUCAGAUGAAGAACCAUAUCACAAACCACCAUCUAAACUAGAAGUAGCUAGUGAUGAAAGUGGUGAGUCUGGUGAUGAAGUUGAUAAACCAACUGAUGGAAGUAGUAGUGAUUAUACAGGAAAAUUAGUUACUCUAAAAAUGAUCAAGCAAUGGAAUGAAGAUAUUCAGAAACAAGCUACUAUUAAUGGAUUUAGAAAUAUGGUUCAAGCUUUUAAAGCUGCUGUCCGGUCAACAAGUAAUUCAGAUGAAGUAACACAAUAUCAUGUUGAGGGUGGUUUAGUUUUUAAUGGUAUUGUCCGGAUGUGUUUAUUAGAAAUUGUUCCUGCUCUACAGCAAUUAUUAAAUAUUUCUGAACUCCAAUCACUUACUCAAGUUCCAUCUCUUAGUAAGGGUAAAAACUGGACAAAGUUAAAAGCCUCAGUAAAAUCAUAUCUGGUGGAUUUAUUCAAGCUAAUAUCUUCUAUAGCGGAACCAGCAAUGAUAAACGUUAUACUGAAACAUCUCCACAAGAUGGUACCAAUCUGUUCUGUGUUUAUUAGGCUGUCUAGAAAACUAGUUAAGAAAUGUACAGAGAUUUGGUCAACAGGAGAAGAGACAUCCCGUGUUUUAGCUUUCUUGUGUAUAAAUAAAAUGAUUGGUUUGUUACCAGAUGCUCUCUUAGAAACCACUAUAAAGCAAAUGUAUAUGGCGUUUGUAAAGAAUUGUAAAUUUACCUCCCCAACAACAAUGCCUUUGAUAAACUUCAUGCAGCGCUCUCUGGUGGAGAUAUUUUUAAUAGAUUCAGUAUUGGCUUAUCAAUAUGCCUUUAUCUACAUACGUCAAUUAGCUAUACAUUUAAGAAACGCUAUUACUGUUAAAAAGAAGGAAACAGUUCAAGCUGUUUAUAAUUGGCAGUUUAUACAUUGUUUAGGUUUAUGGGUAAAAUUAUUAGGUACAGCUCACCCUAGUGAUGUAUUACAACCCUUAAUAUAUCCUCUGACGCAAACAAUUAUUGGAACAGCCAAGCUUCAACCCACUUCCAAGUUUUACCCAUUACGAUUUCACUGUGUACGAGCCCUGACGUUAUUAUCUGACACCACUAACACAUAUAUACCUGUUUUACCGUUCUUAUUAGAGAUAUUUGAACAAGUGGAUUUUAACAAGAAACACAAGACUCAGAGUUUUAAGCCGCUGAAUUUUGCAUGUGUAUUAAAGCUAUCCAAAGCCCAGACAGAAGAGAAGGCAUUCAAAGAUGGGUUAAUAGAUCAGUUGUAUGAAUUAUUGAUGGAUCAUAUAAAAUGUCACUCCCAUUCUAUCGGGUUUCCUGAGUUAGUUCUACCAGCUGUUUUACAGUUGAAAUCAUUUUUAAAGAAAUGUAAAAUAGCCAAUUACUGUAAACAGAUCAAACAGAUACUGGAUAAAAUUGAUGAAAAUUCUAAAUUUAUCACACAGAAGAGAAAAAAUGUCAAUUUCACAUUGGCAGACGACAAUGGAGUUGAUGUCUGGGAGAGAAAAUGUAGAGAAGAAGGAACUCCAGUUAGUAAAUUUUAUGCAUCUUGGAGAGUUUUACGCGAUAAAGAAUUACAACAUGAAAUAUCUGGUAAAGAUAGGUUGGCAGAUGUUACUGAAUUACCCAAAAUAAAUCGACCAAAGGGGCCUGUUAAACCUACUGAUAAAGAAAAAGAAGAAUUUUCGGCUUUGUUUGAUGGUGAUGAUGAUGAUUCAGAAGAUGAUGAAUCUAGAUUUAAAGUAGAUAAAAAGAUGACAAAAAAGAAAGUCAAAGCAAGGGAAGAUUCAGAAGAAGAUGAGGAAUUCGAUAAUUUAAGUGAUUAUGACAGUGAUGAAUUAGAACAAUUGGCUCAAUCAGCUAGUGAUGAUGAUGAUGAGGAUGAGGAAGAUGAUGAGGAAGAUGAUGAUGAUGAUGAUGAUGAUGGUGAUAGUGGCGAAGAAGUCAGUGUUCAGAAAAAAACUAUUCGUAAACCAACUAUGAAUAGAAUGGACAGAAAAAGAAAAUUAUUAGAUGAAGGACAAGGAAAAGACGAUGUUGUCAAAGAAUUUAAACUGAAUGAUUUUUAGAACUAAAAAUUGAUUAUAAAAUAUAAAUAUUAAUUACCAGUAACCACUAGAGUAAGAUUUGCAUUAUUCCACACAAAUUUUCAAAAAAUAAUUUCCAUGCUGUCAGCUUGACUCUUCAUGAAAUUGUAAGAAAUGUAAAUCAUUUAGUUUUUAACUUACACAGAGACUAUACCAUAAAUUUAAAAUAUGAUCUAUUAAGACUGUUUGAAAGAAAUAUGUAGAUUCAUCAUUAUUAAAACCAUUCUGAACACUA
This is a messenger RNA of Patella vulgata (common limpet), 3064 nucleotides long. RefSeq names its product nucleolar complex protein 2 homolog. The record is from RefSeq and is a predicted model, not a curated record. Bases 175 to 2811 code for a protein of 878 amino acids. Gene Ontology annotation, molecular function: histone binding; transcription corepressor activity. Gene Ontology annotation, cellular component: nucleolus; Noc1p-Noc2p complex; nucleoplasm. The transcript is spliced from 18 exons. Lineage: Eukaryota; Metazoa; Mollusca; Gastropoda; Patellidae. Gene Ontology annotation, biological process: negative regulation of transcription by RNA polymerase II; ribosomal large subunit biogenesis.